AUGUUCCUUGUUAGCCUGAGUUUGCUAUUCCCCCUUUGCUUUAGCAUUACUGGACGUGCGGCAAACGACUGGUCGUCACCGUGCUUCAGCGGUGAAUGCUCAUAUGAUAUCCCCGCCUCUCAGUCAUCUGGAACCUUGCGAAUUUGGGGGGCAUCGGACGCUAUUUCUGAUAUUACUCCGGCCGCUGGAUGGGCAAUAUUGGACUGCGUCAAAGGCGCUAUGGCGCAGGACAUACGCGUUGUCUGCACUGAUGGUCAAGGAUGUGAACACCUUGCCCAAACAACGGGCAGUGGGGUGGGGAAGAUAGUCAGAUUACCAGAAAACUGCGGACAAAGUGCUUUUGCUCUUAUCACAAAGCAAUGGGUGCACCAUGACCAAACCCUUCCUCCAGCACUUGCAAGUCAGCUGCGCCAACGCUCGAAUGAUGGCUCUCUACCUCAAGUCAAAGGACUAAGUUUGGACGCGAACUUCAAUAAUGUCGAGCAUUCAUCUGCUGGCCCAAUUAACUUUGCUAUCCAUGGCCUGACUCAAUCUGUUCCUCCUCUACCUUCAAGCAACCAACGCCGAAGUCGCACUCGUCGGACUCCGCGGUCCCAAUCCGAAAUUCAAGAUCGCUCGGUGGUUUCUGUGCUACAACAAGCUUUCAACGGCAAAAUUCAAUUCUUUCAAUCAGGGCAGUCUACGAUGCAAAAGCUCAAGGAAGUUGAUCUCAAAAAGACAUUUCCGCUCUUCAGCGACAACAUUUCCUGCCCAGCAGUUGGCAAAGUCCCAGCAUUUGAAGCCUCCGUUUCUGGUUCAGUUGAUGCCUGCAUCGUCGCCAACAUCACACUCACCGUUUCGGCAGUGGGAACUCUUUUGCCAGCGAACUUUACCAAGUUUGGCCUGGUUGUGGGACUUGAUGCGGAUCUUGAAGGCACUCUCAAGGUCGCAGGAUCGGCCUCUGCUACUCUUGACUCGGGAGCAAUCGACCUCAUCACCAUUGGCAUUCCUGGACUGGAUUUUCCAGGAAUUUUAACUAUCGGACCUUCGUUCAAGGUCCAAGCACAAGCAACUGCUACUCUUGACGUUGGAGUUGAUUUGAGUGUGGAUUUGUCAUACUGCAUCAGUGGGGCGAAGUUUUUCUAUCCGCCAUCCCCGUUCAACAAGAACUCGGGCAAAUUUACGCCAAACAACUCUCCCCUCAACUUUUCGGUGGCACCAAAUGUAUCGUCCAAAGCCAAACUCGAAGCGCACAUUAUUCCCAGUCUCGACUUCGGCAUCACCGCAAUCAACGGGUUAGCCUCCGCCAACAUUUUCUUGGAUGUUGAUACAAGCUCAACAAUGACGCUGUCUCUCGAUGGCUCUGCCAAUGUUGAAGGCGGUGGGACAACCAAGUCGGGCAUUGAUAUUACGAGCAAGCAAGCCCAGUUGGAUGGGUGCGUUGACAUUGGGGCGGGAUUGGCAAUCGAUGCUGGUGCUGAUGGGCAGUUUUUCGAUAUAUUUGACUUUGCACCAAAAGUGAACCUGUUUACGAAGAACUUCGACUUUUUCAAGAAGUGCUUCGGUGUGCAAGCAAACUCAACGAAACGGGAAGCCGAGCUGCCUUCCAUCUCCGACUUUGGGCAUUAUGAGAUGUCGAGGAGUCGAGUGCGGAGACGUGAUUUGGCUACCCGAGCGCUCACACUGACAUGUCCACCGAGUUCGAGCGCCGAUUCGACGUCCAAGCUGGUGUCCGUCGCAAACUCGGUGAUUGGAUCCUCCAGUAUCAAACUGAAAAAUUAA
Molecule: messenger RNA, 1761 nt
Organism: Mycena indigotica
Lineage: Eukaryota; Fungi; Basidiomycota; Agaricomycetes; Agaricales; Mycenaceae
Exons: 11
Coding region: 1-1761 (586 amino acids)
Source: RefSeq, a predicted model, not a curated record